Molecule: messenger RNA, 891 nt
Organism: Euleptes europaea (tarantolino)
Lineage: Eukaryota; Metazoa; Chordata; Lepidosauria; Squamata; Sphaerodactylidae
Gene: SPMAP2L
Product: sperm microtubule associated protein 2 like
Exons: 8
Source: RefSeq, a predicted model, not a curated record
CCCCAUCAAUACACACACAGACACAGGAUCCAACAGCUUGCCGAACCAAAGGAAAUAAAAGAUGCUUGGAACUAUUCUAGGAGGUUGGUCUGGGGAAACCAAGAAACCAUCUGGAUCCUCUCCCCAAAGACCUUGACGUGUCAGCCAAACGUGCGAAUCCUGGACCUAGCGAAACCCAAGAAGAGCUUUCAGAGGAAACUCCAGCACAGGCCCCUCUGUCCAUUUGGCUGUAGUCAAGGAUCCCAGGUCUGGGCGCGCCCUUCAAACAUUUACGAUCGCAUGCCGUCUGAACGGAUACUACAUUUAGCAGAACCUAAGCAGUACUCAUCGAUCUACCUGGAACAGAGGCCAAGAAGCUCUCCGUUGUGGACCGUCAGCCCGUCGGCGUUGUCUUGUAAAGCUUCCCAGCGGCUUUUGGACCUGUCGCAGCCGAGAUCCCUAAGUCCGUCCUGCCUUCUUCCGAAAGAGUACAAAAGACCAGUUUCCCAGGCUGCCCUGAUCGCCACAGCAUCCCCAAGGACGCAUCAUCUGGCCCAGCCCAUAAUCAAGAAGAGCAACCCCUGCUACGAAAACCGAUACAUGGAGGCUCCAAUCCGAAAAGUGAACCCUGCUGCCCUUCAAGCACUCGCAACUAUAAGAGUAACGGAACUGGCGAGACCGAAAGCGCUGCCCUCCGCGAGUGCCCCUGACCGCAGUGCACAGUGGCCCGUUUCCCGGGCAGCGUUGAAAGCAGUGGCUUCGCCAAGAAUCGGAGCACUUGCUUAUCGUCCCGGAAGGGCCUCCACCAACUUUGUACAAUUCAACCCGGAAGCCUUUGUGGUGAAGGACGCUGCUAAGAAGGCGUACUGUACAGAUCGGCUCAAAAAGCUAGCCGAACCAAUUAUGCGCUGA